Molecule: messenger RNA, 990 nt
Organism: Leguminivora glycinivorella
Lineage: Eukaryota; Metazoa; Arthropoda; Insecta; Lepidoptera; Tortricidae
Product: aquaporin-8-like
Exons: 6
Coding region: 112-891 (259 amino acids)
Biological process (GO): transmembrane transport
Cellular component (GO): plasma membrane
Molecular function (GO): water channel activity
Source: RefSeq, a predicted model, not a curated record
CUUUAAGCUGCGCGUGCGCUUUGACAAGUCCGGGCGGGAGACUGGGCGCCGCCCGCGCAAGCCGCGCCGGCCACAGUCCGCGCGAGACUCCCGGACGCGACACACGCCGCCAUGCCGCGAAACGACGAAGUAAAAGGCGUGAGCGGAGCCAUACGCGUAUACUGGCGCGCGGUGCUGACCGAGCUGGUAGCUACAGCCCUGUUGGUGCUUCUCGGCAUCGCGUCAUUAGUCCCGAAGAUCUCAGCAGCCGACACGCUCAUACCUCCGCCCCUGGCGCACCCGGCACUGGCUUUUGGCUUCGUAGUACUAUGUUUGGCACAGGCAUUCGGCGAAGUAUCCGGCGCGCACAUGAAUCCGGCCAUCACCGUGGCGUCGACGCUGCUCGGUCGCACGCCGAUCGUGCUAGCCCUGGCGUAUUCCAUCGCACAGAUGCUAGGCGCCACGCUUGGUUACGCUGCGCUGUUCGCUAUAACGCCAAAAAGGAUAUACAAUGAAUUACCAGCGCUAGGCGUGACGAUGCCAGCGAAUGGAUUCGACCCAGCAGCCGCGGCGGUAGUUGAGGCUGUGAUCACCGGUCUCCUGACUCUUCUGGCUUGCGCGUUGUGGACAGGCAAGCCAGAUCCAGCCGGGCCGAUCAAGUUUGGACUUGUUGUUGCUGGACUUGUUUAUGCUGGAGGUGAAAUGACCGGAGCCAGUCUCAACCCAGCGCGUAGCUUCGGACCUGCGCUGGUCACUGGUCACUGGGAAUAUCAAUGGGUAUACUGGGUAGGCCCGCUAGGCGGCGCUGUGCUGUUCGCGCUCCUCCACAAAUACGUGCUCGUCCCGCAAGCGCACAAACCACCGCCACCCACGCGCGAAGAACUACCACUGAACGACAAGAAUAAUUGCUAAUAACGCUGUUUAAAAACAGCGGGCCGAUUUUUGAGUCUCACGGCGUUCGAAUUCAGAAAAUUGUCACCGAAAUUGCCUACUAUUUUCAGUGACAAUUUU